AUGCUGAGCCGGGUUCCAGGAGAAACCAUAGACAGUGUAUGGGCAACAUUGGACGAAUCCAUGAGGCAGCACUACGCGGAGAGGAUUGCCAGUAUCUGCAAGGAACUCUCUGUACCUAGUGAGAAAGGCAGUAUUUGCGGUGUUGACGGCAAUGAGCUCUCAGAACAAUAUCUCUGUGAGCGGGAGGUAGACUGCAGACCCGAGAAUCUGUGGAAGAGCUGUGUGGAGCUGGGUAUGGACUGCUCGAACCUUGUAUUCUACCAUUGCGACCUUGGGCCAUCAAAUGUCCUGGUAGACCAGGCCAAUGACUCUAUUGGUAUCAUUGAUUGGGAAACAGCAGGGUUUGUGCCAGUGGAAUGGAUUAGAACCAAGUUCCGUGUGUCCAGUGGAAUGGAUCUUUCCGCUGGUGACGAAUUGGAUUGGAGAAGGAGAGUGAUGCUUCACCUGGGACAAAUGGGCUUCACUGACGUCGUGAAAUGCUACGCAGUAUGGGGUAAAUGA
Pochonia chlamydosporia 170 is the source of this 501-nucleotide messenger RNA. RefSeq names its product protein kinase-like protein. The record is from RefSeq and is a predicted model, not a curated record. NCBI's taxonomy places the organism in Eukaryota, Fungi, Ascomycota, Sordariomycetes, Hypocreales, Clavicipitaceae. The coding region runs from base 1 to 501 and encodes 166 amino acids. The transcript has a single exon.